Ilyonectria robusta is the source of this 690-nucleotide messenger RNA. RefSeq names its product RlpA-like double-psi beta-barrel-protein domain-containing protein-containing protein. The coding region runs from base 1 to 690 and encodes 229 amino acids. The record is from RefSeq and is a predicted model, not a curated record. Lineage: Eukaryota; Fungi; Ascomycota; Sordariomycetes; Hypocreales; Nectriaceae. The transcript has 2 exons.
AUGAAGUUCUUCGCCACCGCUCUCCUCGCCAUCCCGGCUGUUCUGGGACUCGCUAUGCCCAACGGUGACUCCAGCGCGGCAUUGAUUAGCCCCAGAGCCGACAUCACUGGAUCUUCGACCUGGUACGGUGGUAACCUCGCUGGAGGAAACUGCAUGUUCUCGGCCUACACGCUCCCCUCUGGAAUCUAUGGCACUGCCUACUCUGGAGCCAAGUGGAGCAGCGCUGCCAACUGCGGUUCUUGCAUCCAGGUUACUGGCCCCAAGGGAACUAUCAAGGCUAUGAUUGUUGACCAGUGCCCUGAAUGCGCCGAGGGCCAUCUCGAUCUCUUCCCUGAUGCCUUUACAGCUGUUGGAGGCACCGACGGUGUUGUCAGCACUUCUUACAAGUUUAUUCCCUGUGGAAUCACCUCUCCCAUUUGGAUCCGCAACAAGGAAGGCACUUCUCAGUGGUGGUUCUCUAUGCAGGUCGUGAACCACAACCAGCCCAUCAAGAGUCUUGAGGUCAGCACCGACAGUGGCAAGACAUGGACAGCAACGACCCGCAAGGAUUACAACUUCUGGGAGAACCCCAACGGUUUCCGCGUCGAGACGACUCAAGUUAGAGUUACUGCCACCACUGGAAAGUCCAUUGUCAUCACCAACGUCGGUACCGCCGCCGGUGCUAAGUACUCUGCUACUUCCAACUUCUAG